Messenger RNA from Lactuca virosa, 1466 nucleotides. NCBI's taxonomy places the organism in Eukaryota, Viridiplantae, Streptophyta, Magnoliopsida, Asterales, Asteraceae. The record is from the annotation of a GenBank genome assembly.
CUGUAUCGUCUAAUUGAGAGUUUUUUCCUAUGUCAACUUUAUUUAAUUUAUUAUGUUCUUUCGUUCUUUCUACUUUAUGUUGUAGGUGUGGCCUUUCGUCUCUUAUCUCAUGUGUUGUGUAUAUGUGUGUUGUCACUAGGUAAUGUUUACACCUACAUAUCCCAAUUUCCUCUGUACGAUAAUCAUGUCUAUUUCAUCACUACCGGUGCUGGUCAAUAUUCCCUACCAGUUCUUAACACCAAUUGAUUAGUCGAAGAUCAAAGCCAAGUGUUAACUUUUCCAUCCGCGACAUACUCAGGUUAAUUGAGUAAUGAAGAUUUGACGUUCCCUUCCAAGUAUAACGCUUUCCCAGAGGACAAGUACUCAUGCCUCUCAUCAGAAGCCCUCUUGAAUGUUUGAUCUUUAAUAAGUCAUCAUAUGGGGUUAUCAUCAUAUCAACUCAACGAUACAAAGGUAAAGGUAUCAACAAAUUCUCAAGGUAGUAAAAAUCUACCACCAUGUUUAGUUAAAUAUGACUCUGAUGUCUACCUCAAAAGACUUUGUUUUGCUAUGAUGUUCGCACAAGCGAAUGGGUUAGUGUUCUCAAGCAAACUAAAAGGUGGUGAUUAUAUAUUCACUUGGGAUGGGGAUAUUGGAUUGGAGAAUUUUGAUGCUGAAGGUAAAUGUUUUAAAAUGUUGUACUUUUUUGUAACUGAAAAGUAAUUAAUUUUAAGAUUUUGUAGCCUUUGAUACAUAUAUAUAAGCUUGUUUAAGGAUCACAUAUUAUAAAUUCCCCGACCAAGUUUAUCAGCUAGUAGUGGACUAAUAUGGCAAAUGAUAAGGAAACGAGAUGAUUGCGAACUACACAAAGAAGCGAGGAAAGGGAUGGGUGGUGCAUCAAUCCAUAUUUGUCACCUUGUGCAGUGAAUGCAUGGGUUUGUGUUUGGCAUAUGAUCUGAUACGAAUGAAGACUUGGUCUAUGGAUGGGGUCCGGACUUUGCUCUUAGGAGAUGCACUGACUGUUGAGCUUACUCACGAAAAGAUAAGAGUUGUAGAUGGUCAAUAGAUUGUUCAUCAAAUGGUUGCUUCACUCGGGAACCAGGUGAUUCUUUUUCUCAAAAUCCCGUUUAGCAAAAUAACAAGGUAGUUUAUAUCGUAUUUUAUCAAUUAGUUUAAAGCAACAUAAUUUUUUUCUGGUCUACACAUGUCGUAUCUUAGUUGAGUUUGAGUUAUUUAUAACAAAUCCAUGAUUAUUACAAUAUCAAAGAAGAAACAAUCCAAGACCUGCCAACCACGCCAACUUACAUGAACCAUGUGAUAUGCAAAGAUAUCCUUCAAGAAGCAAAAAAAAAAAAAGACGCAACCAUGAAGGACAUGUUAGCUACCAUCCAAGAAAUCAUAUGCUUCAAUCCACUUUCGUCUAUAUAUCUUUUGCUUCUAAGAACUAUGUAUCUUUUGCCACAUAUCCAUUCAAUCCAUUUUAGUCA